Molecule: messenger RNA, 1842 nt
Organism: Pecten maximus
Lineage: Eukaryota; Metazoa; Mollusca; Bivalvia; Pectinida; Pectinidae
Product: protein disulfide isomerase-like 2-1
Exons: 11
Coding region: 143-1387 (414 amino acids)
Biological process (GO): protein folding
Cellular component (GO): endoplasmic reticulum
Molecular function (GO): protein disulfide isomerase activity
Source: RefSeq, a predicted model, not a curated record
UUACCUGUGAAGGGUAAGAUUUGAGGGAAAAACAGAAGAAAAAAUUCCGUGAAAACAAAAGACUUCUUAUGCCUAUUGUUUCUACAUCAAUUUUAUUUUUGUGAUAUAAAUAUUUAAUCAAGUCAGUUAUUGUCAGAACAAGAUGAAGCCGGUCAAGAUUACACUUAUAAGUGGGAUUCUCCUGUGUUUCCUUACACUCGCCUCUGGACACGUACUCAAUAUCACGGAGAAAAAUAUUCACUCGUUGUUGGACAAAAAGAAGUUUUUAUUGGUGUUAGUGACAAAAUCAAAGUGCACGCCCUGUAACCGAAUUUUUCCUAAGUUUUGGGCUGCCUCCCAGUCGUACAACCAGGAUGUGAUAUUUGGGCGCAUGCGCAGUAAGGCUCUAGCCUUAAAAUACAAAGUUGAUGUAUUCCCCACCCUCGGAUAUUUUGAGGCGGGAAAACAGGUGUUCACAAAGUUUGAUGGGGAUAUCACUGUUGACACAAUCGUCGAUCUCAUCGCAAAUAAAUUGGGCACAGAUUUUGCCUACGUCAUGAAGCAGUACUCGACCCGCCUGGACUCGUACAACUUUCACGGAAUUAUAUCCUCUCAGGGAUUGAAGGCUAUGGUUCUACUUUACGAUAAUAGUGAUGAUUACUACAACAAAUUCCAGGAACUAGCGCGUAUCUUCAAGAAUGACGAAGAGGUGGCGUUUCUUCACCUUGACGUGCGAGCAGAGCCAGAACUCCGUAAAGAAUUCGUGGUCGUGGUGUUUCCGACGUUGUACUGGGUAGAGAACGGAGUUAAUCCUACGAAAAAGCGUUACGGAGGCACAAUAGAGAAACUGGAGUUCAUGGGCUUCAUUGAGGACUACGCGGGUGUGUCCCGGGCUAAGGAUGGUACACUUCCGCCCAAGGCUGGGCGGAUUGUGGACUUCGACAGUCUCUUUGCGGAUCACAUAGAAACUAUCCGGAACGCCAAACGAAUGAGUGAACUGCUGGUAGAAGCCAAGGAUAUCGCCAAGAACCAUAAGAAAAACGAACUCGCUGAUUAUUAUAUUUACCUGCUGGAGUUGAUAGAUCAUCACGGAAAGGUGGAAGCAAUACAGGAGGAACGCAUGACCGUUCUAAAGGCGCUCGCUAAUACUGACGAGACGACCUGGCCAAGGACGGUCGAGUAUCUGACCAAGAGAAAGAACAUUCUGACUCAACUAGUUGAUGAGCUUGGUAGGGCCUUAUUUAAAAAAAACAAAUAUCAGUCAGAAUUUGUCAACGUCCAGGACAUCAAACCUAAGAGGGAAUACGUGAGGAAAAUGGCACCUGUUAUCGGUGUCGGGGACGAGGAUGACGAAGAGGAAGAGAAAGUUAUCGAGAAACCAAAGAUUCAUCGUCACGAAGAGUUGUGACGUCACGAUGAACUAUGACGUCAUUGUGAUGUGGAUUGUUGAAAUAUUUUAUCAUUAAUCAGUGAAUAAUUCAUUUAGAAUGUAGUGUGUUAAAAAGUGUGAGAAGCUGUGAUGUAUAUUGCUGAAAUGGAAAGGUCAUGGCCUCGCUGACGCUGGUGUAUCUCACUGCCAAAACAAUAAAGUGACGUCAUAACACGAUAGACAAGAACAUUGAGGUGACGUCAUGGAAACAAACAGUUUUGGACGAUAGAGAAUCGUGUAAAGCAGGAAUGAAAACAUGAUACAAGUGUUGGUGACCGUUCGUUACUAGGAUGAGAGAAAAUGAGUUGGCUGUGUGGCAGUUAACCCAACCCCGAGCCCCACUCGAUUUGCACUCUUCUCAGAAGAGAAGCCUUCUAAGAAGAUCGCAUUCCGUUAGAUGUAAAUCGAGUAAACCGGGAGAAUAUAACCCAAAA